GUUUAUUUUUUGUCUUUUUUCGAUUACUCGUCUAUCCUACUUUGUCAUUUCCUUUCUUUUUCUUUGCGUUCACUCUUAUACUUUUCUCUUUCUCUUAUUCUUUUCUUUCAUCCCCCUUCUCUUCUUCUUUCUCAUUCCUUGAGUACCGGGACAGUCAAGGCACAGAAACGUGAUAACUAUUGACUGUAGAAUUUCCUCGACUUGAAUCUACCGCACUUUUACACCCCUUCAUCCAUACAUAAAAGACAGACGCACACAACACACAUUAUGAACAAGAAAGAGCUGUGCACCGGGCUUUGGGGCCAAUUUGUCAAAGACACAAAGGUGUUUGCAAAUCAGAUCUUUGGCAAAAUUUUGAACAAACCUCCAGCAGGACCAUCUACCCAAAGUGCAUACGAACACCAACGUCAAUACGAUUCACAGUAUCACCAUCAGCACCCCUAUUCUAACGUCUCCUACACUAGCACUCUCUCCCUUGUCAACAUCACCACAGCAUCUCAUAUCUCACUCGAAUCAUCAGCCACGUAUCAUCACAAUCCCAUCCAAGAAAUGACUCUCCAAUAUGAAUCUCUGUGGGAGGUGCAGCUUGCUCUCGGAGAGAUCCCCAGUAUAUUUGAUGCAGGAAACAUCUUGCAGCCAUACCAGUCAUCACAGUACACACCGUUCCCAUCCCGACCUCCAACAGAGCCUAUUCAAUACCCGCAUCAAUAUCAACAGCAACGACCCUGCCAAGACUACAGCCUCCCAGACUUGGCCACUUCAAUCUCCUCUUCAUUUUCACCAUCACCCAUGAGCUUCGAAGCAAAAACCAAGCAUCAGUUCCACUCACCUGGAGGGUCUGGAAAUGCAGGGCAUCUUUGGUUCCGACCCAUUGCAGCCCAAGCACAUUCAUACACGUCUUCUCAUUUUUUUUCCACAUCUGUUGAUGAGGCAGUGUUGGAAUAUACAUUCCCUAUCCGCGAUUCUUCUAUCUGUAUUUCUCAAUCCAACAGUGAUAUUAAUGAGCCAGAUGAUGAUGUCUAUGAUGAUGAUGAUGGCGAUGACGACGAUGCUAUGAUUAAUAUGCCGAGCAAGGUCAGCGAGCUCCGCCAUGACCGUAAAGAUAGUGGUGUUUUCAUACAAGAUGGCGAUGAGGGAAUCAUUCUCCAACGUUCACCGAAAACAACUGCCACUACUACCGCUACCAUCACUGCUGCCACUGUUACUGCUACAACGGCUUUUAGUUCCGAAAAGAAAGUAAUUUACACUCCUGACCACGCGUCUGAGGAUGAGAACGAGUAUGUAUACCUGCCUGUAAAAGGGCAUUGCCUAGAGUUGCGAUCCCGAAUCAUGGGUGACGAUAUCUUGCACUCCGACGCGGGAUUACUUGCGCUGUCUCUUCCAUCUCUGAUGGCAACUGUAUCUACGCUUUCAAUACAGGCAUAAAAAUACUCCUACUUCCCGUUACAUUGUCACACAAUACACAUCUACAUUCAUGAACACAUCACUUGCACACCCAUACAAACAUACAUCCCCCC
This is a messenger RNA of Lobosporangium transversale, 1517 nucleotides long. RefSeq lists its product as hypothetical. The transcript is spliced from 2 exons. Bases 268 to 1425 code for a protein of 385 amino acids. The record is from RefSeq and is a predicted model, not a curated record. Lineage: Eukaryota; Fungi; Mortierellomycota; Mortierellomycetes; Mortierellales; Mortierellaceae.